This is a messenger RNA of Penicillium roqueforti, 624 nucleotides long. RefSeq lists its product as uncharacterized. The coding region runs from base 1 to 624 and encodes 207 amino acids. The record is from RefSeq and is a predicted model, not a curated record. The transcript has a single exon. Lineage: Eukaryota; Fungi; Ascomycota; Eurotiomycetes; Eurotiales; Aspergillaceae.
AUGUCCGAACUACUUGGAAGCCAAGAAUUGAAGCUAGUCUCCGACUAUCACCCUUCUCCACAAUACCACUUAUGCGAGCCGAGCCCAGAUGCACUCACCUCUGUCAUCGAGAACGAGCGUACUCGCCGGUUACUACUGCAACAGUUUAUAAAACUAGAGACAGAGCUCGAAAAGUUAGCAGAGAAUCACCCUACGCACGACGACGGUACCCCGCCAAUGAUAGACUACCUUGAAAAGUUCUUUCUGUUAUUGAAAGAGGAGAUGCAGUUGGUUAUAAAGUUAUCAAAUGUUCUAAAAGAACGCAUAGGAAACCCCGAAAUCUAUAUCGCUAUGGAAAGACUCUCCGACAGUGAGUUCAACCGAGCUUAUGCUUCUUUAAAGCAGAAUCCCAACAGCCAGAUGCGAAGAGAGCUAGCCCAAAACUCUCAGGAUCGCGGUGACUACUUUUGCUCUUCUGGACGGUUACUUGAGUCCUCAAAGGUGAAUAAUAUGAAUGACAAACUUGGCCAAAGCCCUCCAUCCUAUGAUAUGGCGGCUAGUGUUCGGAAAGCGAGUGAUGGUGCUAUCGCAAAAUCGCCUCGGAGUUUUGGGAAGAAAUUUUGGAAAUAUUUAGCUCGACUUUAA